UCCGGAUCAGAUCAAACCGAAACCAAAAUCCCAAAAAAAAAAAAACACGAGGCGCAGGCGAAGCCCACGUGGACGAACACCCUCCUCCCCCCGACGACCGCCGGCCGCCGCCGUUAUCAUGCCCCCCGGCGGCGGGGGCGCCGUCUUCCUCGGAGUCGACGUCGGCACCGGCAGCGCUCGCGCAGGUCUCUUUGAUGAGAAGGGUAAGCUGCUGGGGUCGGCGAGCAGUCCUAUACAGAUAUGGAAGGAGAAGGACUGCAUCGAGCAAUCAUCAACAGACAUAUGGCAUGCCGUGUGUGCUGCGGUAAAACACGCAUGCUCUCUGGCAAAUGUUGCGCCUGAGAAUGUUGUCGGACUUGGCUUCGCCGCUACUUGUUCUCUUGUUGCUGUUGAUGCUGAUGGUUCCCCUGUUUCUGUUUCUUGGACUGGUGAUGCGAGGAGGAACAUCAUCGUGUGGAUGGACCAUAGGGCUGUAGACCAAGCUGAGCGAAUCAAUGCUCGCAAUUCGCCGGUAUUGCAAUACUGUGGUGGGGGUGUUUCCCCAGAAAUGCAAGCCCCAAAGCUCUUAUGGGUAAAGGAAAAUCUGCAAGAGUCGUGGUCAAUGGUAUGUAGGUGGAUGGACCUCAGUGAUUGGUUAGCAUAUAGAGCGACUGGCGAUGACACACGCAGCUUAUGCACAACUGUUUGCAAAUGGACAUAUCUUGGGCAUGCACACAUGGAACAGUGGAAGGAAUCAGAUUCACGUGAUAUGGAAGCAUGUGGAUGGGAUGAAGUCUUUUGGGAAGAAAUAGGCUUGGGAGACCUUGUUGAAGGAAAUCAUGCAAAAAUAGGACGCAGUGUUGCAUUUCCUGGCCAUCCUCUGGGUUCUGGGUUGACAGCUACUGCUGCCAAGGAGUUAGGUUUGCGUCCUGGGAUUCCUGUUGGAACUUCACUAAUUGAUGCUCAUGCUGGUGGUGUUGGAGUCAUGGAAAGUGUGCCAGAUGCAGAAUCUAAAGCUGACACGUCUGAUGAAUCUGAUGAACAAGCUAUAUGCCACCGCAUGGUCUUGGUUUGUGGGACAUCUACAUGCCAUAUGGCUGUCUCAAAGAACAAACUGUUUAUCCCUGGUGUCUGGGGGCCAUUUUGGUCUGCAAUGGUUCCUGAGUUUUGGCUCACGGAAGGUGGCCAAAGUGCAACUGGUGCUCUACUUGAUUACAUUGUUGAAAACCAUGUUGCUGCUCCUCUUCUUGCUAAUCAUGCUGCUUCUCAAAGAAUAUCCAUAUAUGAGCUACUGAACAAGAUACUAUUUUCUAUGGCACAUGAGCAAAAUAUUUCUUUUAUUUCUUCCCUGACUCAAGACAUCCAUGUCCUCCCAGAUUUUCAUGGAAAUAGGUCUCCUUUGGCUGAUCCAAAAUCCAAAGGAAUCAUAUGUGGCUUCACACUUGAUACAAGUGAGAAGCACUUGGCGCUUCUUUAUCUAGCAACAAUUCAAGGCAUUGCUUAUGGUACUCGUCAUAUUGUGGAGCAUUGCAAUGCUCAUGGGCACAAGAUCGAUACUCUUCUUGCUUGUGGCGGACUUGCGAAGAAUUCCUUGUAUAUCCAAGAGCACGCAGAUAUAACUGGAUGUCCAAUAAUACUUCCUAGAGAGAAUGAGUCUGUGCUUUUAGGAGCUGCUGUCCUGGGUGCUGUUGCUGCAAAGAAGUUUCCAGGUGUUCGCGACGCAAUGAAGGCACUGAAUGCGGCCGGGAAGGUUGUAUAUCCAUCUUCAGAUCCUAGGGUAAAGAAAUACCAUGAUGCAAAAUAUCAGAUAUUCAGAUCCCUGUAUGAGCAACAACUCUCCCAUCGCUCAGCUAUGGCACAGGCAUUGCAGUAGGGGCUUAUGACCAGUUGACCACUUCCAGUGACCACUGAGCUGCCCAUUCAUUUAUCUUGUGAAAACACCGUAUUAUGUUGCCAUGUUCUCUUGGGUCAUUGACAUCUCAUAUGCCGAAUUCCAUGUUACGUGAUCAAACUGAUGAUACAAUGUAUAAACAGUAGAAGGCAAUAAGAUCCUUCAGAAAUGUGAUGUUGGUUAGAAAAGCACAAUAAUGAAAAUUAUAAGUUCAGGGGGGAAAAAAUCCAAUACAUGGAAAUGGCUUGCAUGUUCC
Messenger RNA from Oryza sativa Japonica Group (Japanese rice), 2126 nucleotides. RefSeq lists its product as uncharacterized. NCBI's taxonomy places the organism in Eukaryota, Viridiplantae, Streptophyta, Magnoliopsida, Poales, Poaceae. Gene Ontology annotation, molecular function: D-ribulokinase activity. Gene Ontology annotation, biological process: pentose metabolic process; carbohydrate phosphorylation. The record is from RefSeq and is a predicted model, not a curated record. Gene Ontology annotation, cellular component: cytoplasm.